CUACCAUGUUAUUCACCAUCGACCUCAAAUCCGGAAACCAUCAGGUGGAUAUCCACCCCGAUUGUUGGCGGUUCCUCGGGUUUACCUUGCAGGGUCAGCGAUACCAAUUCCUCUCAUUGCCGUUUGGUCUCGCGACGGCACCUUUCGUUUUCAUGCAGCUGAUCAAACAACGUGCUAAGCGGUGGCGUAGUCAAGCCAUUCGACUUAUUCCCUAUGUCGAUGUUAUCCUUUUGGGCUCCUGAGAUUGCCCAUGCAAUCCUUCUU
This is a messenger RNA of Closterium sp. NIES-67, 264 nucleotides long. NCBI's taxonomy places the organism in Eukaryota, Viridiplantae, Streptophyta, Zygnematophyceae, Desmidiales, Closteriaceae. The record is from the annotation of a GenBank genome assembly.